CUUGCAUCCCAGAAAACAUGCCAUCUGCAGCAAGUGCAUUUACCACAACACUUUCACAUGCUGACAGCCCAGACUCCACAAACAUUGUCUCUUCUGAUAAAGGUACAAAAAUCUUAGGGGGUGAAGUCCCCCCAGCAGGUUACAAGGAGGCAAAGGCAUCACCUCCAGAUAUUAAAUGGACUGUUGAUGACGCUGGGCAAACACUUGUGAGGUUCACGUCAGGAAGAAUUUCAUCUCUGCAUAAGGGGGCAAUGACAGGUGAUCUGAAACAGUUUGAAGAAACUGAACAUAGUAAUGAUGGUACAGAUGGUGAGCAUGACAGUGAGGUCAUGUGCACAAGAACCUUUGCAUUUAGCAAUCCAAUGAAUCGCAAUACCAGCACUGGAGCUAAAGUGAGUGAUGCUGUCUAUCAAGCUGCUGUCAGUAAACUCUCCAGCAACAGUGGAUGGCCUUUGCCUGUCUUUGACCUAGGAAGCCUAAGACAGCGCUGUCCUCAGCCAACUCUAGACAUCUGCUUGAUUGGCAUGUAUCCUUUUACUGGAUGUCAGUAUGUGUCUGCCAGUGAAGGAAGUGUUGUUUUGUUUGCAAAAGGUGCACAGGAUAACUUGCAAAGAAGCAAGAGUUUUAAGAACAAACCAUCAAGGCCUCUGAAUGAACAAGGAGAUAGUAAAAACCCUGACUGGACAGUGUAUGUCCUCCAGAAUAUGGACCCCAUUCAGCUUUACAAGGCAGUGAUGCCAUUAGCAAGUCGCUGCCAGAAGCACAAUGCACAGGCAUAUUAUCACCUUAUUUGUGAGCAACACUUUUUCCUAAGAACGCUCUGCCUGGCAGAUUCAGGUUCCAAAGAUGACAAGAAGAAAAAGAAGCUUAAGAAGAUACUCUGUGAGUCUGCUGCAAAUUUGACGGAGGUGUUUUCAAGAAUCACUGAUGCCUCUAAGGAUAGUAUAGACUACUUUGCAAUGUCUGGCUUAACUUUGCGAGACAUUGUCGACAGGACUCACAAAUCUGGACAGCCUGUAACAGAAGGCCUGAUCCAUUUCUUGGAUGAAAAUUUAUUUGGGUCAGAUAAACAAGUGAAUGUGUCAGAGAAUAUUGCCAAAAAAAUUUUCAAGCUCUAUGCCAAAGGUAAACCAGGUCGAGUAGCAGAGAUUAUCCUGAUGUCAUCUCUGAGUGGGUUUUCAUCAGAGACAGCAUUAGCUGCUCUGGAAGAUGUGAAGAAAACACAAACCGAGAAGGGCUGUGCUUACAGCUUAUCACCAUUGGAUAACGUGGUGCGAGCUGUGCUUUAUCUUCAUCAGUGUGAACCUGAUCAUGCCCAGGCUGCCCUCUUCUCUAUUCCGAAGAAAAUGCUUGUUGAAGUUCUGACCACUCACUUUUACUUGUUACAUGACGAUGGAACUCACUUUACUCCGCUAGCACAGCUUUUACGCAAACAUCAACCUAAGCUGUUUGUAGAGGUUCUGCUCAACCUUCAUGAUAACAAAGCCUUGUCUGUGGAAACCCUUCUCAGUUUAUUUGGGACCAGCAGGCCGGAUGCAAACCAGAAUGAACUGGCCAUCGAGUUCAUGGAGACUUUACUAAAUGACAAAAACAGGUUGGACUCAUUUAGUGCAACAGCGAUCCCAUUAUCUCGGAUUUACCUGGAGAGAAUUGAAAAUAAACAAAGGAAGCGUCAAGCUUCCAUUUCUCAUCAACAUAUUCCGAAAGGAGAAGGACAUUUUGGAACUCGACACCCAUGGCUCGACAAGCUGUCUCCUUUUCAAGGCGCCUUGUGUCUUCCCGGACUCCCAGGCUGCCCUUGCUCCAAGCCAGUCUCGCCUCAGGCCUCCCCGCAGUUGUCCCGAUCUUCCUCUCGGUUUUCCAAUUCUUCCCGACGAUCAGCUAGCAAGGGUUCUUACCUUUCUGUUCCGCGUGGUGUAGACUCGACCGCGAGCCCUUAUGAGUGUUCUUGUUGCUGCUGUAACGAAGAUUUAAUAAAAAUCCAGGCGCUGUUGUGCUCCAAGUAUGUCAGCAGUGAGUUGGCUGAUUUUGUCUUGGGUGAAAUAGAAGGUCAAGCGAUAAGAAAGGAUAGAACUUCCCUACUGCUUCUUUGUCUGCCACAUGUGGAACGACACGCUGAGGCUAUGGCCAUUGUUUUGGACGAGUUUCCCAUGAUAGCCUUACCUUAUGCUUUGCAUUACUUUGGUCAGAACGUGGAGAAGUGGUCUCAACUGGUGCAAACCUUACUAGACAUGUGUAAAGAAGAAACAGACAGCGACUAUUCAGAGUCAAGGAAGGAGGCCAUCGUGGCAGUCCUGAAAGGGACCCUCGAGCAACUAUGUUCAAUAGUGACCCCACGGGAGUUCCUGAAACUGUUACCAAGCGACGGAUGUCUCGGAUUUUUCCUCCCCUAUCUACAACAUUGUCACAGACGUUGUGCGUCAGGCGCCGUCAGCGAGAGACUGGCGACAACAAGACAUCUAACAACGUGAAUAACUGUUAACAGAGAAGAGCUGGACUCAUAUUCUCCAUACUGUUCCCUAUACAUUCUUAAGGUGCUGACAAGGCGAAUUCGUUUAACAAUCAAGAUUAUCUC
Messenger RNA from Stylophora pistillata, 2575 nucleotides. RefSeq lists its product as uncharacterized. Gene Ontology annotation, cellular component: cytoplasm. Lineage: Eukaryota; Metazoa; Cnidaria; Anthozoa; Scleractinia; Pocilloporidae. The record is from RefSeq and is a predicted model, not a curated record. Gene Ontology annotation, biological process: organelle organization.